UCAAGCAGUGGCCAUUGCAAAGCGAAACAACCAAGAUGGCGGACUGAACGGCUGCCGUUUCCCGGGGGAGUUUCACGUUUACGAUCUUGUCGCCAUAGGGAUUCUAAUAUAGCAUCAAAUAUCUGAAAUAUUAGUCUCUUCCAAACACAAUUUAACUGAAGGUGAGUUUGGAGCGAUGGAGUGUUACCUGGAGUGAAGAUUGAAGACGUGAUAGAAGAUGGACGACUGCUGCUAUGCUAAGAUGGUGACGUCAUGUCAAAGAGAAAGUGAAAGACAAUCAGAAACUUCCAGCAAAUCACCAACGGAGAUAAAGACCAAAGAUGAAGACGUUCAGCAGCUGAUUGGUCAUCCAGAAGAACUUUCCUUUCAGUCAGACGGGAGCUCCACUUUGAAGCAGGCGACUCCACAACCACCCCACAUUGAAAAGGCAGAGGAGGAACUCUGCAUCACUCAGGAGGGAGAGUGUCUUCUAGGACCGCAGGAGGCUGAUUUCACCAAGUUGCCACUGACUGUUGUCUCUGUGAAGAUUGAUGAAGAUGAAGAGAAACCACAAGUAGACAACCUCUUAGCUCCACUAUCAGAUAGUGAGACUGAAGACGAGGUUGAAGUGACUUUGAGCGGCGAUAAAGACUGUGAAGGUGAUUUGAGGACUCACACUGGUUCUGUAAAGGAGACAGUUAAAACAUUUUUGAGCUGCUCCGUUUGUGCUAAAAGCUUUACUAAAAAGAACAAUUUGACUCAACACAUGAGAACACAUACAGGAGAAAAACCAUUUAAAUGUGUAGUUUGUGGUAAAAGCUUCGUUUCCGGAUCAGGUUUGACCAAACAUAUCAUGAAACACACUGGGGAAAAACAAUUUAGUUGUUCAGUUUGUGGUAAAAGCUUUUAUCUGAAGAGCAUUUUGACUAAACACGCGAUGAUACACACAGGAGAAAAGCCAUUUAAUUGUUCAAUUUGUGACAAAAGCUUUUGUCAAAAGAGCAAUUUGACUGAUCAUAUGAGAACACACUCAAGAGACAAACCAUAUAAUUGCUCAGUGUGCGGUAAAAGCUUCCGUUCCAGAUCAGGCUUGACUAAACACACAUUGAAACACACGGGACAUAAACAAUUUAGUUGCUCAGUAUGUGGUAAAAGCUUUUAUCAAAACAGUAUUUUGACUGAUCACAUGAGAAUACAUUCAGGAGAGAAACCAUUUAGUUGUGCAGUUUGUGGGAAACGUUUUUCUUUAAAGAGCAACUUGACUCAACACAUGGGAACACACACUGGAGAAAAACCCUUUAGUUGUUCCAUCUGCGGCAAAGGCUUCACUCAAAAAACACAAUUGGCCGACCACGCGAUAACGCAUACGAGAGAGAAACCAUUUCAUUGUUCACUUUGCGGUAAAGGCAUUUCUCGAAAGAGCCUUAUGACUCGACACAUGAGAACACACACGGGCGAAAAAGCAUUCAUUUGUUCCGUGUGCGGUAAAAGCUUUUCUCAAAAGAACAAUUUGACUGAUCACGUUAGGACGCACACAGGAGAAAAACCAUUUGAUUGCACAGUUUGUGGUAAAAGCUUCUCCAAAAAGAGCGGUCUGGCCGAGCACGUGAAAAGACACACUGGUGUUAAAAGCUUCAAUUGUUCGGUUUGUGAUAAAAGCUUUGUUUCCAGAGCAGUUUUGAGUCAACACGGAAUGACACACACCGGACAUAGACCAUUUAGCUGCUCAAUUUGUGGCAAAACAUUUUCCCUAAAGAGCAACCAGACUCAACACAUGAGAAAACACACGGGAGAAAAAACAUUCUCCUGUUCAGUUUGUGGUAAAAGCUAUUUUUCAAGACAGGGCUUGAAUCAACAUGUAAUGAAACACACUGGAGAAAAACCAUUCAGUUGUUCAGUCUGCGGUAAAAAAUUUCACUAUAAUGUAGAGGCAGUAAAACACAUAAGAACACACGCGGGAAAUUAGUCACUCAGCUGUUUAUGUUAUUAAUGUGUGGCCACAAAGAAACCAAGGACCGCCUCAAAAUAAAUUCACUGCUUUUUUUCCACAAAUCUCACAAAUUGGGAUUAUCUGGAACAUAAUCAUAUGUCCUCAAGACCCCAUGUCUUCUGUGUAUCUGAAAUGUUCUCGAAUAAUAAAUUAGAUUAUGAUUGUAUUGCGUGGUUACUCCGUUAGCCAAAAUAGUCUUGAUUAUCCCAGCUCGGGGAGGAAAUUGUUUGCUGUCUUCUUCAGUGAAGAUUUUACCGCCUCCAUAAAGUCUGACUUUGAACACCAACAACAUGAAUCGAUCUGCCUGAAACUACACCUUUCAGGUUGCCUGGUGUCAUCUUUUUUAUCCACAGACCAACAUCAGACGAAAUUGCUCCCAAUUAUUUAAAACGGAACAAAGCCGCGGGCCGAGGUUGAACAAAUGAACCUUUUAAUAGGGACCCAAACAAGUUUUGCAUUGAAUAUUGAACAAGCAAGGCUUAUAUAACUUUAUAGUGACAUGCAAAAUCGAGGUUCAAAUAAUAAUAAUAAUUAAAAAAUAUCAAUGGCAUAUCAAAUAAAAUUUAAAUAAAAAUUGAAUGCCUCUUUUCGGCGGUGGUGUUGAGGUGGACGGGGUUUGGUGAUAGCGGGGAUGUAUAUUGUAGCAUCCCGGAAGAGUUAGUGCUGCAAGGCGUUCUGGGUAUUUGUUCUGUUGUGUUUAUGUUGUGUUACGGUGCGGAUGUUCUCCCGAAAUGUGUCAUUCUUGUUUGGUGUGGGUUCACAGUGUGGCGCAUAUUUGUAACAGUGUUAAAGUUGUUUAUACGGCCACCCUGAGUGUGACCUGUAUGGCUGUUGACCAAGUAUGCCUUGCAUUCACUUGUGUGUGUAUAAGCCGCAUAUAUUAUGUGACUGUUUGUAUGGAGGAAAAGCAGACGUGGCGACAGGUUGUAGAGUACCCCAAAGGCAGUGCCUUUAAAGCCCACCCCAAAUAUUGUUGUCCCGGAUGAAAUUCGGGAGGGGCACUGAACUUCGGGAGUCUCCCGGGAAUAUCAGGAGGGUUGGCGGUGAAUGCGGUGUUGCAGCGACGGGCCAGCUCUAAUGUUAAUCUGAUAUUGCCUCAAGGGCCAAGUGAAAUUACACGGUGGGCCAGAGUUUGACACCCAUGCUCUAAAGGCUUAGUGGCCACAUGCGUGGACAGCACCUUUUUUACUCAUAUUUCCAAAAUUGUGUACACUACUGAAUUGGGGUCUUAUGGCCACUUAUGUGGCCACUUAUACUGCCAUCUGGUGGUGUCAGAAGAGUAAAACAUACAAUGGAAUUUGGAGGAAAAAAAAGUGUAAAAAUAAGAAUUAACAUGUCACUAAACAUGAAGUACACAUUUGUGUACUUAAGGACUAAGUACAUCAUAUCAAAAGAUGAUUCUUAGUUUUUAUUCUAACUCGAGUCCAAUAAGCCCAAAUAGCAAAGAUAAAAUAAAAAAUAAAAAAAGCAUGUAAACAAGAGGUUAAAGGCCACAGUUCAAAAGAACCUGAAGGAUCAUUUGAAGGAUUCGUCCUCCAGAGAAUCGGGAUUGAAUUGAAUCGGGAAUUUUUGUUGAUUCACGUAACGGGAUUUUUUUUUUGUUUUUUUUUUGUUCUGGUCAGCAGUCGGCAACCCGCGGCUCUUUAGCGCCGCCCUAGUGGCUCUCUGGAGCUUUUUUGAAAAUGUAUGAAAAAUGGAAAAAAAUGAGGGGAAAAAAUAUAAAAAAUAUAAUUUUGUUUUAAUAGGAUUUCUGUAGGAGGACAAACAUGACACACACCUCCCUAAUUGUUAUAAAUCACAAUAUUUACAUUAAACAUGUUUCACUGAUUCGAGUAUUUGGCGAGCGCCGUUUUGUCCUACUAAUUUUGGCGGUCCUUGAACACACCGUAGUAUGUUUACAUGCAUAACUUUCUACUUUCUAGUAGUGUUUUAUGCCACUUCUUUUUCUGUCUCAUUUUGUCCACCAAACUUUUAACGUUGUGCAUGAACGCACAAAGGUGAGUUUUGUUGAUGUUAUUGACUGCUAAUCAGACAUAUUUGGUCUCUGCAAGCUAAUCGAGCUAACAUGCUAUUCAGGCUAACUAUGUACAUGUUGCAUCAUUACGCCUCAUCUGUAGGUUUAUUUGAGGUCAUUUAGGUUCUCUUAAUUCAAUUUAUAUUUAUAACCUGCAGAUGCAUUUGCAACGAUGGUCAACGAAAUCACAAAGGUGAGUUUUGUUGAUGUUGACUGCCAGCUAAUCGAUGCUAACAUGCUAUUUACCGGCGGUGCUAAAGCAGACAUGGCACAGAGAUGUAUGGAUAACCUGCAGAUGCAUUUGCAACUAUAUUACGUUUCCUUCCACCCACAUUUAAUGCGAAACAAACACUUACCAAUCGACGGAUUUAAGUUGCUCCAGUGUCAAAAGAUGCGAAAGUCCUGAUCGUUUGGUCCGCACAUUUUACCGGCGAUGCUAACGCAGCUAUUCGGCCAUGCUAUGGCUAUGAAUAGCGUCAAUAGCUAUUCGCUCAAUAGCUUCAGUUUUUUCUUCAAUACUUUCAUACUCCGACCAUCUGUUUCAAUACAUGCGUAAUCUGUUGAAUCGCUUAAGUCGCUGAAAUCCGAGUUUGAAUCCGAGCUAAUGUCACUAUAUCUUGCUGUGGUAUUCCCAUUGUUUGUUUACAUUGGCAGCACUGUGUGACGUCACAGGGAAAUGGCCAGUGUCUUCGCAGAGAGCGAAAAUAAGGCACUUUAAAGCUUUAUUUAGGGAUAUUCCGAGACCGGUAAAAUUUUGAAAAAAACUUCAUAAAAUACAACAAGCCACUGGGAACUGAUCUUUAUUGUUUUUAACCCUUUUGAAAUUGUGAUAAUGUUCCCCUUUAAUAAUAGCAUGCCGAAAUAAAUUAACGGUUAUUUGAAAACAAUAAUAAAAAUAUCUUCUGCGGCCACGGUGAUUGGGGACCAUUGCUCUAAAUUUUUUUGCGGUCGCGACCCAGUGGUUGGGGACAACUGCUCUACAGCAUGUCAUCACAUCUGCCUUUCUAUCAUGCUAUCUGCGUGCUGGUAGGACGCAUGCAUUUCGCUGCUUCUCAUUGGAGAUUGCAAUGCAUACUUGGAUGUAUACAUGGCAUUCUGGGUAAUUCUUAUGUUGCGUUUAUAAUGUGUUACAGAGCCAAUGCUCUCCAGAAAUGUGUUUGUUGUUCUUGUUUGGUUAGGGUUCACAGAGUGUGGCGCAUAUUAGUAAGAGUGUUAAAAUUGUUUUAUAUCACAACCAUUAGUGGGAUCUGUAUGGCGGUGGAACAAGACACCUGGUUUACACAAAGUUAAUGCAAAUAAAGACACCUACACCAUUUUGAAAAUGACGGCAGGGGAAGUGUUACUUUU
Nerophis ophidion (straightnose pipefish) is the source of this 5330-nucleotide messenger RNA. RefSeq names its product gastrula zinc finger protein XlCGF26.1-like. Gene Ontology annotation, cellular component: nucleus. Gene Ontology annotation, molecular function: DNA-binding transcription activator activity, RNA polymerase II-specific; RNA polymerase II cis-regulatory region sequence-specific DNA binding. Gene Ontology annotation, biological process: regulation of transcription by RNA polymerase II. The coding region runs from base 218 to 1945 and encodes 575 amino acids. NCBI's taxonomy places the organism in Eukaryota, Metazoa, Chordata, Actinopteri, Syngnathiformes, Syngnathidae. The record is from RefSeq and is a predicted model, not a curated record. The transcript is spliced from 2 exons.